GCAUGAGAGUCAUCUUUACAUACCAGUCUGUUCACUACACAAGAAACUGGUCUAGCCAUGCUGCGGAUAGGAAAUGAUUACAACCUUUCACAUGGUUGUGAAGACACCUAGAAGCAGAAGAUUUUUUGGGGGUGUUAUUUUUAAUGAGUCUUUUUAAAUGACUUUUUUUAAAUGAAGAUUAUUAUAGAAGAUUUUGCCGGAGAGAAACAAGUGUGCAGUCACCAGCUAUUUCUUCAUUUUAGUGAAUCACUGAGAAGGAAUUUUUGCGGAAUAAACAACUUUCCCAAGGCUCUGUUUGUUUUGCUCUGUUCCCAUCUUUCUGCAUUGUAUUUCACGUGAAGUCUGGUGAGAAAUCAUAAAUUGUGUACAUAGCAUUUUAAAAAAAAAAAACUUUUGUGUUUUCUUAGACAUCUUUAUCACUGUUUUGGUCAGUCUUGCAAAAAAGAAAAAAAAAAUUUGCCCUUUUUAUUACACCAUCUAUCUGAAAUCUACAGAUUAUUUAUAAGUCUGACUCUUAAUGUGUCAGAGAAAGAUCCCAGGAGUAACAAGAUGUGGAUUUGGGGAGAUUUUUUACACACCCUGAGCUCUUGGAUGUCUGAUGAUCCAUUGAAGCUGAAAGAAUGCUGCAUUUUGGGAGGCUAAUGCUCUCUAGACACCUGGAUGAAACCUGCACAAGACAGCAAUAAACAAGGGACAAAAUAACAACAUUGCUCUCGAGUGUAAGAGCUGGAAUAUUGAUUAAUGCCAUUUUUACCCAGAGGUCAACCAAAAACCCAGACACUCUGACAAGUCUGGAUAAGCCGGGCAAACGAGUGCCAAUGCUCUUAGUCAUUUUAAGAUGAAGUUAUGGAAGUGUGUUGCCAUCGUCUUGAUGCUCUGUGGUGCUGCACUCUCCGUCUUCCUCUAUAAAAUCCUGCCUUCCUCCAAAGCACAUGUUCUUCCCCACUUUGAGCAUUCAUCUUCUGUAGUAUCACCAGCAGCACCAUCUGCAUCAUCUGCAUCUUCAAUGUCUUCAAACAACUCCUCAUCUGGGACCAGGGCGACAUUUCGGAGGGUCCGGUCAGCAAAUGAAGACAGCUCGGUCAUCUCUGAAUUCAUGCACAUAUUCCAGAGUUUUACAGAGGGCGAGUUGAAGCAGGUCAUCCGUAGUCUGAUGCAGAGAAAAGCUCAAAGGGAUGCUAAACUUGGCAAAAGAACUAAGCGGGCUAAGAAGGGCACCAAGCCAUGUUCACUAAGAGACAAGGAGAUGACAGUAAGCCAACUCGGCUUGGGCUACACCAGCGACGAAGUCAUUCUUUUCCGCUACUGCAGUGGUAAAUGUGUGUCCAGUCGGCGUAACUACGACCUGGCACUGGCAAAGCUGAAGGGUCGAGAGAACAUGGACAGAGCUCGGCACAGCCCAUGCUGCCGGCCCACAGCAUACGAAGAGAUCACCUUUCUGGACAACCACAGCCAGUACCACACCAUCCAAGACGUUUCUGCGCUAAAGUGUGCUUGUGUAUGACAUCAAAUACUAGGUUGCAAGAAGAAGUUUGUAAGAAGUACAAGAAGAAGAAGGAAAGAGACCAGGCUAAAUGGCUAUCAUGUAGAGAAUAGCCUUACAGUUUUGGUCUUAAAAACAUUUUUACCAGCUGUUAUAUGAUGGGUUUUUUUGCCUUUCUGGGACAAGAUUUUGAAGUUGAAUGAAACAGACAGCCAGUAAACUGUAAGACUAACAAAAAAAAUCAGCAUUUUAAAUAAUCAAUUCAUUUUCUUUUCCACUAAACCGCCACGUCAAUGCAAUCCUCACGGAAUCUGCUCAGUCUGAAAAGUCCUACUCUGCCCUAUAAGCUGAAGACAUACUUGCAUUUACUUGCAUACGUUUAAUACCAUGUUCCCCAAACUACACACUCUUCACAAGACUAAGAUGCAAAAAACAGCAAAAACAAAUUGUGUGUAAAGAAAAAAUAACAAUAAAUAUGUAAUAAACUUAGAGUAGCGAUAGAUACUGUAGUCAGAUUUACUGUAAAAAUAGCAGCUCGACCUUUAAGUAGCAACAUACAGUAUACCAUUUUAACAUUAACUUACACUACCUUAAAAUACUGCUGGAACUUCUGCACAGUAGAUAUUGAAAAAGAGAUAUUACAAGCAGCACUGCUCUUUUAAGGUUUGUGAGAGCUUCAUAAAAUCCUGUGUAUCUGUCUCUUCUAAUCAGUCUUCUGAGGAAUUGCACAGAUUUGCGCAGGUCAUAACACAACACAACACAAACGUGAUAUCAUUUUCUCUGGAAAUUAAAAGUGCUUCCUGAAGCUGCUUUUGCACAUACAUGGGAUAACAAGCUGUAAGAUUUCUUUCUUAUCCAAGGCAUGAUUUGAGAAAUAAAAAAAUCAUUCUGCUGCAUUGAUAAAAUACGGGAUAAAAUACAGGCACUUUUAUGGAAACAGGAAAAAUUCCAAAUCGCAUGUACAAUUAAAUCGGACAGUUGUGCUUGACUGCAAAAUCAGUCGAGGAGCAGGUGUCCUGUUAAGACUGGGACAGGAGGAUUGAGUCUGAGAUAGCCUCUCCAAAUCCAUUCCAUUUCUGUAAAUCCUAUAACAGACUAUUCUAAUCCACUUAGUGCCUUUCCAACAGACUCCCACAAACCCUGAAUGCUAAAGUAGACAGAACAAUAGGUCAUUUCAUUACUAAAUAAAUAUCCUACAUACUUAAAGGACUUCGCUAGCAAAUUCACUAGCACUUCAUAUACAUUUGGUGUUAAAGGCACAGUUUCUCCUCUAGUAAAAUUGUUUAAAAAAACAGUGCUUUAGAACGACAAGAUACCUCUGUGCAAUCUGCAAUCUCGUGAGCUCCUAUCUCCGGGUUUGAAAUACAAGAUAAUUUCAUCUAAUUAAUGUCACCAUUUCUGGCAGAUCAAUAUUCCACUACAAUGUUGAAAAUUGAAAACAAAAUUGAAAUGUAUGUAUUUAACAGAUUUGACGACCUGAAAUGAUUUUUCAUUUUUCGAAACCUCAUGAACAUCUUCCAACCAUUUAAUUAGACUCUAAGCUGGCAAUGCAAAAAUAAAAAAACUCCAGGAUAUAACACUGAUAUUUUUAGAUUAUUCUCAAACCUGUACAUUUCAGGAUACUGGUGGAUUUUGUGCAUGCAGUUAAUCUACAUUGCAGCAUGAUACAAUAUAACCGAGGCACAACAAAUGUUAUAAUAGUGUUUUUUUAUAUAUAAAAUUAUUAUUUAAGUUCACUGGAUGUACUGAUUGAAACACUCCCCAUUCUGACACAUUAGUGUUUACUUUCUUCAAACUGAAACGUUUUAAUAAAACCGUUAAUGAGAAAGAAAACAGUUACAGACACUUUGUCCAGGCUUUGUUGGACCCUGCCGACCAACUACAAUAAACAUUGAUGCAAUGCAUCUGUAUAAAGGUUUAUCUAUAUUUAUUACAGAGUAAGUUAUGGUUUAUUUAUUUACAUAGCAUUCACAAAUAAAACAGGAGCAUUUAUUUAUUAUUCAAUGUAUUGGUGCC
Messenger RNA from Tachysurus vachellii, 3499 nucleotides. It is a transcript of the gene nrtn, whose product is annotated as neurturin. Gene Ontology annotation, molecular function: growth factor activity; glial cell-derived neurotrophic factor receptor binding; receptor tyrosine kinase binding. Bases 839 to 1504 code for a protein of 221 amino acids. Lineage: Eukaryota; Metazoa; Chordata; Actinopteri; Siluriformes; Bagridae. The transcript is spliced from 3 exons. The record is from RefSeq and is a predicted model, not a curated record.